This is a messenger RNA of Morus notabilis, 1354 nucleotides long. RefSeq names its product 5'-adenylylsulfate reductase 3, chloroplastic. The transcript is spliced from 2 exons. Lineage: Eukaryota; Viridiplantae; Streptophyta; Magnoliopsida; Rosales; Moraceae. Gene Ontology annotation, molecular function: phosphoadenylyl-sulfate reductase (thioredoxin) activity. The record is from RefSeq and is a predicted model, not a curated record. The coding region runs from base 285 to 1280 and encodes 331 amino acids.
UUUGCAGAUUGGUUCAGUUAGGUUAUUGGAGCGUUUUCAUGGCCAGUCUUCGGCUCUUAAUAUCUCUCAAAGAAAGAGCGCAGUGAAGCCUCUAAAUGCCGAGCCUAAACGAAACGAUAUGAUCGUGCCAUUCGCGGCGACCGCUAUUGCUCCUGGUAAAGAUUUGUGUUCUUUCUUUCUUUUAAUUUUGAGUUUUGAUUAUGGGUUUUUUUUAAAAAAAAGUAGAAGCCGAGGAUUAUGAACAACUGGCUAAAGACCUUGAAAACGCUUCCCCACUUAAAAUUAUGGACAAGGCCCUUGAGAAAUUCGGCAAUGACAUUGCAAUUGCGUUCAGUGGAGCUGAAGAUGUUGCUUUGAUAGAGUAUGCUCAUUUAACAGGUCGUCCCUUUAGGGUGUUCAGCCUGGACACUGGGAGAUUGAACCCGGAAACGUAUCGAUUUUUUGAUGCAGUUGAGAAGCAAUAUGGCAUACGCAUUGAAUACAUGUUUCCUGAUGCUGUGGAAGUUCAGGCAUUAGUGCGGAGCAAGGGUCUCUUCUCAUUUUGUGAGGACGGGCACCAAGAAUGCUGCCGGGUGAGGAAGGUGAGGCCCCUCCGGAGGGCCCUGAAGCGGCCGAGAGCCUGGAUCACUGGUCAAAGGAAGGACCAAUCUCCAGGAACUAGGUCUGAAAUUCCUGUUGUCCAAGUAGACCCGGUAUUUGAAGGCUUGGAUGGUGGAAUUGGCAGCGUGGUGAACUGGAACCUUGUGGCAAAUGUCAGUGGCGUUGGCAUAUGGAACUUUCUUCGCACCAUGGAUGUAACUGUGAACUCAUUGCAUUCGCAGGGGUACAUCUCAUUAAUUGGCUGUGAGCCAUGCACGAGACCGGUUCUACCCGGACAACACGAGAGAGAAGGAAGGUGGUGGUGGGAGGAUGCCAAAGCUAGGGAGUGUGGCCUCCACAAGGGAAAUAUCAUGAAAAAUGACGCCGCUAAUGCAGCCACUGUUGACGAACAGGAUGCCUUACUCUUGUAUCUUGAUAGUUCUUGUGAUCGUUGGGUGAUUGAUUCAGGAGCAUCGUUCCACUUUACGGCCCAUCGUGAUGUCCUGGAGAAUUAUGUUGCCGGAAAUUAUGGUAAGGUUUCUCUUGCUGAUGGUGGAUUUCUAGACAUUGUUGGUAUGGGAGAUGUCAGGUUGAAAACACCUGAUGGGUCUGUGUGGAAGAUCGACAAGGUGAGACAUGUGCCCAAAUUGAUGGGCAAUUUUAUUUCAGUGGGGCAACUUGAUGAGGAGGACAUCAUGUAACCUUCAAUUGUGGAGGAUGGAAAGUCACAAAGGGGGCCAUGGUUGUUGCUCGGGGGAGUAAGAUUGGAACCCUC